AGGGUUCCCCGCUGCGCUCGCCGGGGAAACCCUCGACUGAGGAGCGGAACCUGGAUCUGGAUCUGGAGCAGCGCAGCCCUCAACGAGGAGGAGGAGGAGGCGGAGGAAGAGGAGGAGGAGGAGGAGGAGGAGGACGAGGGGGAGGAGGAGGAGGAGAUCGCGCUGUAAAGGCUCGUUAUUUCAUCUGAAUAACACUCGCAGAGCUAAUAUGAUCUCGCCGGGGGACGAUGCUUCUUGAGCUCUUUUGGUUUUGCACUGAAAUCCAAGCAGCGCAAGAAGAAGAAGGAGCAGCAGCAUCAGCAGCAGCAGCAGCAGCAGCAGCGGCGGCGGCGGUGGUGGUGGUGGUGUUGUUAGUGGUGGUGGUGGUGGUGCUCGUCCAAUGCAAAAGUGCUAAGGAUAGCUGCAGCCUACACACACUGCGAGCCUGCUGCUGCCUCACUUACUCUCAUCACCACCGAGGGAGACAUUACUAUGAGCGAGGGGGCAGCGGGAGGCACGAUCAGCCCGUCCACAAUGUGAAUCUCUGCACAGGGUCAACAUGAAAGCAGCGUCUAUCCGGAGAGAAGGUGAACUGCAGCACUAAAAACAGCAGGAACUGAGCGGAAACAUUGUGACAAGCGACGCCGCCAUCUCUCCCUCUCCAUCAGCCGGCAUCAUGGCAAACACUGAGUGGUGGCAUGUAACUAGGGAAGUGGAGCAGGCAGGUCUGUCAGACUUGGAGAUCAUCUCCCAGCCAGUGGAGGAUGAGAACCAGUGCUUGGCUCCUCCGGUCCAGCUGGUGAGUUUUGGCUACAGAGAUCUGCCCCUCGCAGCUCUGGACCUCUCGCUGGCCGGCUCGCAGCUCCUCUCCAAUGCAGACGAGGAUGAAAACAGGGACGGGUCCAACUGGCUGAAGCCCUGCUGUGGCCGUCGAGUGGCCCUGUGGCAGGUCUGUCUGCUCAGCGCCGGCUUCAACUGUAUCCUGGUGGCCUGUGUCAUCCUGGUGGUGCUCUUCCUGUCCUUGGAGCUGCUCAUAGACACCAAACUCCUACAAUUUUCCAAUGCUUUCCAAUUCGCCAGCAUUAUCCACUGGAUCAGCCUUAUCAUCCUGUCGCUCUUCUUUUCAGAGACUGUCUUCAGAAUUGUUGUGCUCGGGAUCUGGGACUACAUCGAGAACAAAGUUGAGGUGUUUGACGGUGCUGUCAUCGUGCUGUCCCUGGCCCCCAUGGUGGCCUCCACGGUGGCCAAUGGGCCCAGCAGCCCCUGGGAUGCCAUCAGCCUCAUCAUCACUCUACGCAUCUGGAGGGUCAAGAGGAUCAUCGAUGCCUAUGUGCUACAAGUCAAAGUGGAGAUGGAGCUGGAGAUCCAGCAGUGUGAGAAGACCAAGGCUGUGAGAGAGGAGCAGCUGGAGCGUCUCACUCAGAUCUGCCAGGAACAAGCUUUUGAGAUCAGGCAGCUGAGGGCACAUCUGGCCCAGCAGGACCUGGACCUGGCAGCAGAGCGUGAGGCAGCCAUGCAGAUUCACCACGUGUGGGGCAAACAGGGCCGGAGUUUUCAGGUUGUAGAGGGCUUGACUCCCGGGGAGUCUGACGACGAGGGCGGCCAGAGAAACCCCAGAGAGCCUCAUGCCGCUGCAGGAGCAUCAUCUCAAUGUCCACAUCUGGAGCAACCAGUUGUUGCUGAACAGAUGAAGUACAGGAUUCUCACUCAGAAGACCUGCAUAUAUCCAGUUGUACGUGAUGACAUGAACAACUACAUCAGCCAAUACUACAGUGAGGCAAGCAGUGAUGCUGGAGCUUCUGGCUUAGGUGCCCGGAUCAUCACUACGGCAGCCAUUGACGUUCACCUCCCCACCAGUACAAACCCCAUCCAGUCGAACCCGAUGCUGGCCAUGGAGCGGGUGGGCAGCGCCGUGAGUGAUGCCUCGACCAGCAUAUCACGGUCCAGUGGCAGCCUGACGGCCCGUCCUCACAGCCUGAGUAGCCACACCCCGGGUUCAUCCAUGACAGACUGCAGCAGCAGCACAGCUCAGGACCUCAGUCUGAGCUACAGCUCCCAUCGCUGCUGCCCUCCAUCCUUCUCAGGCCAGGAGCCCUGCAGGGACCCCAGCAUGGUGGUGCAGGAGCUACUCUCCUCCCUUUCUGAGGACUCCUGCCUUGCUCAAAAGGGCCUGGCGGUGGACCCUGUCAACCUUAAGCUUCCCAGCCCAACUGGCUCAGAAAAGGCCAGCCCUGAGCUGGACAACAGAAUAAACAUCUUCAACCGCAGGAACCAGGAGGAGAGGCGAGGCCGGGGCCGGGGUUGCGUGCUGCUGCAGACCAAGCCGCUGAUCCACCUGCAGGGCAGCAGCACCGAGCCGUCCCUGGAGGAGAAGUACCGGCUCCUGGGACCGGCGGACACGCCUCUGGGUCACAUGCCUGAUACAUAAGCUACAUUUACACAGAAACAGAAGUCUCUUCUAUUUUUACUGCCACCCUGUUCGGACGUUUGUCUGAACUCUUGUGGCAGGUCAGAGACCACACAAGACUUAGGAUUUUACUGUCGCUGUGUAAAUCCAAUCUUAGCCAAUUGAGAGCAAGCUUGAGCCUUAGCUUCCAGCUAACACUGAUGCUCCUCAAAUUGACAUGUGCAGAAGUCAAUAGUAGACAAAUGACAACCAGAAGUCGUAGGCCCUUUGCCAUAUUGUCCAGCCUCCCCUUGUUCCUCCUUGAUGGAUUUUCAGAAAUGCCCUGUUAUAGCACAACAAAGACUGUAACAUCCCGGUAAAAGGGGCGUCUAAUGUGUUUCCCGACACAUUCUUCAUCAGGAAUUCUCACUUUGAAUAGGUCCUAAAUGCACUGAACUUUACACGACUUAAAACCAGCAAGGGGCCAUUCAAGCCUAUACUGAACAAAAACUUUAACUUCUGAACAGUGUUGCAAACAAGACACUGUUCUCUGUUCUUGGAGGAGUGUUUUCUAAUGCUUUUUUUGUUGGUUUUUUUUGUUUAGAUGUUUCUUUUAAUUUGUACGAUCAAAACGUUGAUCAUGCUGUUCCUUGUUCAAACAGCCACAGGGUACGUAAGACUGGCUUUACUAUACAAAACAGCCAAUUUGGUUCUUUUUUUUUUUUUUUUUUUUUACCUUUGACCUUUCUGUCACCUAUUUUGUUUGAUUUGAAACCAUGGACCAUCAACGAAGUUUAUUGAAUAGUAUUUUUUUUGUUUUACUUGUUGAAAAAAAAAAAAAAAAAAAACAUUCGUAGGGUGUGUUUGUGUGGAUGAAAUUGAAAAAGGUAAGUUGAGUGGAUUCUUCACAUGAAACUAGAUCGGAGUGCUUGUAGCAUGAACCUUUAAAAAGAUAUGUGCCCUACAUGGCAAGCAAAUUCUUUGCACUUUAAUGUUUACAGACACUUUUUUUGUAAACUUGAUAUGGAGGAAGUUAUUGCCAAAUGCAGGUGUUGUCAUUUGAAUGAAAAUAGCAAAAAUAAAAGUUAGU
Acanthopagrus latus (yellowfin seabream) is the source of this 3455-nucleotide messenger RNA. RefSeq names its product transmembrane protein 266-like. Gene Ontology annotation, molecular function: voltage-gated channel activity. Bases 656 to 2407 code for a protein of 583 amino acids. The record is from RefSeq and is a predicted model, not a curated record. Gene Ontology annotation, cellular component: plasma membrane. The transcript has 12 exons. NCBI's taxonomy places the organism in Eukaryota, Metazoa, Chordata, Actinopteri, Spariformes, Sparidae.